Messenger RNA from Staurois parvus, 546 nucleotides. Lineage: Eukaryota; Metazoa; Chordata; Amphibia; Anura; Ranidae. The record is from the annotation of a GenBank genome assembly.
AUGAUUCACACUGGAGAGAAGCCAUAUCAGUGUUCUGAAUGUGACAACGCUUUUACUGUCAAGAAGGCAUUUAUCAGACACCAGAGGAUUCAUGCUGGAGAGAAGCCAUAUCAAUGCUCUGAGUGUGACAAAGCUUUUACAAUGCGGCCAGAGUUUAUCAGACACAAGAUGGUCCACACUGGAGAGAAGCCAUACCAAUGUUCUGAGUGUGGCAAAGAUUUUUCACGUAAGGAAAACCUUAUCAGACACCAGACAGUCCAUUCUGGAGAGAAGCCAUUUCAAUGCUCAGAAUGUGAUAAAGCUUUUAAGCAUAAGGAAAGCCUUGUUAUACACCAGAAGGAUCACAAGGGGGAGAAGCCAUAUCAGUGUUCAGAAUGUGACAAAGCUUUUAUAGUAAAAAAAGAUCUCAUCAAACAUCAGAGAAUUCACACUGGAGAGAAGCCGUAUGAGUGUUCUGAAUGUGAUAAAGCUUUUACACAGAAGAUAGGUCUUAUCAGACACCAGAGGGUCCACACUGGAGAGAAGUCAUAUCAGUGUUCAGAAUGA